Aspergillus brunneoviolaceus CBS 621.78 is the source of this 387-nucleotide messenger RNA. RefSeq names its product mitochondrial 54S ribosomal protein bL34m. Bases 1 to 387 code for a protein of 128 amino acids. Gene Ontology annotation, biological process: translation. The transcript has 2 exons. Gene Ontology annotation, cellular component: mitochondrial large ribosomal subunit; ribosome. Gene Ontology annotation, molecular function: structural constituent of ribosome. NCBI's taxonomy places the organism in Eukaryota, Fungi, Ascomycota, Eurotiomycetes, Eurotiales, Aspergillaceae. The record is from RefSeq and is a predicted model, not a curated record.
AUGAUCUGCUUCCAGUGCCGGGCCGUGCCCGCCACUCUCCGAACCACCACCACCACCACCACCACCUCAAUCCGCACCCUCAUCACCUCCUCCUCCGCUUUCUCUCCUCUUCGCGCACAGCUCUCCCACCAACAACGAACCCCCUCCACCGCCAUCCUCUCAUCGACCUCCGCCUUCUUCCCCUCCACAUCUCCCACCACAGCCUCUCUGCAACAAUCCCGAUCCUUCUCCGCCAGCGCCUGCCUGCUCGGAAAGCGGUCAACCUACAACCCCUCGCGACGGGUGCAGAAGCGGCGCCACGGGUUCCUGUCCCGGGUCAAGACCCGGACUGGACGGAAGAUCAUUCAGCGGAGAAAGGCCCGCGGCCGGAAGAACUUGAGUUGGUAG